AUGUUCCCCCUCUCUCAGAAGGAAGCCAGGGCACCUUCCACUUGCCCAGGACCAGCCUCCACACAGGACCUGAACAAUGGCUGCAGCAAGGGUCCAGAGAGAGAAUGUUCCAGUAAACCAGAGCAGAAGACCUAUGACGUGGGUGAUCCCACCGCUGCGUUCUCCUCGGGCAGCUCCUACCUGUCCUCUCGGGGCAGCGUCAUUAAGUGGUUCUGGGACUCAGCCGAGGAGGGCUACCGGACCUACCACAUGGACGAGUAUGAUGAAGAUAAGAACCCCAGUGGCAUCAUUAACAUGGGCACCAGUGAGAACAAACUCGUCUUUGACCUGAUAUCCAGGAAGUUGAGCGAGAGCGCCACGCGGCGGGUGGAGCCGUCCCUGCUACAGUACCCUGACUGGAGGGGGCACCUGUUCCUCCGGGAGGAAGUGGCCAGAUUCCUGUCUUUCUACUGCAAGAGCCCAGCACCGCUCAAACCAGAGAAUGUGGUUGUUCUGAAUGGCUGCGCCUCCCUCCUCUCUGCCCUGGCCACGGUGCUGUGUGAGGCCGGGGAUGCCUUCCUGAUCCCGACCCCUUUCUACGGAGCCAUCACACAGCACAUCUAUCUCUAUGGCAACGUCCGACUGGUGUAUGUCUACCUGGACAGUGAGAGCACUGGACCAGACACACGUCCCUUCCAGCUGACAGUGGAGAAGCUGGAAAUGGCCCUGCAGGGAGCUCGUUCUGAGGAUGUGACAGUCAGAGGCCUCAUCCUUAUCAACCCCCAGAACCCUCUGGGUGACAUCUACACCCCAGCAGAGCUGCAGGAGUACCUGGGAUUCGCCCAGAGGCACAAGCUGCACGUGGUUGUGGAUGAGGUCUACAUGCUGUCAGUGUUUGAGGAGUCAGCCACCUACCACAGUGUCCUGAGCCUAGAAAGGCUUCCUGACCCCCAGAGGACCCACGUGAUGUGGGCGACCAGCAAGGACUUCGGGAUGUCUGGGCUCCGCUUUGGCACGCUGUACACAGAAAACCCAGAUGUGGCCAGUGCCGUGGCUUCCCUCUGCCGCUACCAUGGCCUCAGUGGCCUGGCCCAGUACCAGAUGGCGCAGCUGCUCCGGGACCAAGACUGGAUCAGCCAAGUGUACCUGCCGGAAAACCAUGCCCGCCUCAAGACUGCCCACACCUACGUCUCAGAAGAGCUCCGGGCCCUGGGGAUCCCCUUCUUGUGUCGGGGGGCAGGCUUCUUCAUCUGGGCUGACCUGAGAAAGUAUCUGCCUGAGGCCACCUUUGAGGGGGAAAUGAUGCUUUGGCGCCAGUUUUUGGAGAACAAAGUGCUGCUGUCCUUUGGCAAGACCUUCGGGUGUAAAGAGCCUGGCUGGUUUCGCUUCAUCUUCUCGGACAAGGCCCACCGCCUCCACCUGGGCAUGCAGAGGGUCCGGCAGGUGCUUGAGAGCAAACCCCAGGUGGCAGAGGACCCCCCUAACUCUCAGACGCAGGACAAAGGCAGCAGCCAGCCGAGAGGAGCUGGUUGUUGA
Messenger RNA from Elephantulus edwardii (Cape elephant shrew), 1515 nucleotides. RefSeq names its product 1-aminocyclopropane-1-carboxylate synthase homolog (Arabidopsis)(non-functional) (gene ACCS). The record is from RefSeq and is a predicted model, not a curated record. The transcript is spliced from 14 exons. Gene Ontology annotation, molecular function: pyridoxal phosphate binding; transaminase activity. The coding region runs from base 1 to 1515 and encodes 504 amino acids. NCBI's taxonomy places the organism in Eukaryota, Metazoa, Chordata, Mammalia, Macroscelidea, Macroscelididae. Gene Ontology annotation, biological process: biosynthetic process; amino acid metabolic process.